Molecule: messenger RNA, 1812 nt
Organism: Prunus armeniaca (apricot)
Lineage: Eukaryota; Viridiplantae; Streptophyta; Magnoliopsida; Rosales; Rosaceae
Source: the annotation of a GenBank genome assembly
AUGUCUGGGGUUCCUGAAAAUAAUGAAGCUAUUUGUUCUGGAAAGAAUGGAAAAUCUUAUCAUGGAAUUGAAGGCAGUAUUGUUGGUAGCAAUGAUGGGAAUUCCAUUCCAUCAGAUCCAGAUACAGAUGAGAAUGAUGAGGGGUCUAAAAAUGAUAUGGAAGAAGCUCUAAGAGAACUUGCAAUGUUUAUGUGCUGUGUAGGUUUAGUUCCACUUAAGGUGGUUGAAGAUAUGUUUUUUCUGAAUCUGGGAUAUAAGCUGGUUGAAUAUGAUGAGCAGAAAACUCUGAGGGCUCUUGCAGAUUUUGUUUGCUCUGUAGACUUUCCACCUCAGUUGGUUAACCAUAUUACUUUUAGAAAGUUGGCAAAUAGGCUUAACCCUUUGUUUAAUCUUACUUAUGGCAUGGUUAGGAGUGAAUGCAUAAAAGUCUAUGAGGAAAGGAAAUGGUGGAUUAAAGAAUACUUGGGAAAUUUGGAUGGACAUAUUAGCCUAUCGGUGGACGUACUGGGAUAUGAAAAUGUGCGGAACUUCUGUUGUUAUGAUUAUGUAUGCCUUUCUGCACAUUUUAUUGAUGAGAAUUGGAAGCUCAGAAAGUGGGUACUUUACUUCCGUUGUCGCUGCGAUCCCUCUGUUAAUUGCUCUGAAGAUUGUGGAAUUUUUAAGUCCCUUGAAGAUUUGGAGAUUGCGGACAAGAUAUCCACACUUGCCACAAGUAAUGAUCGCUGCUACGCUAAAAUGUUUGAGUAUGUGAAAACUCACGUCCAAGAAAAGAAGGAACUUCAACUUAGUGGUCAGCUGUUUAAUGUGUAUUGUUUUGGGGAAAUAAUCAGUCAAAUGGUUGAGGAUGCAUUUCGCAAGAUUAGAGAUCUCAUUGACAGAGUUGGUGAACUGUUUUCUUCAAAAUCGUUACCCUUGUGGUAUCUCACAAGUGCUAACCUAAAACAAGCUCUUGAGUUAUGGUCUAUGGGAGAAUUUUCUUCAAAAGAUGUGACUGAUUCUUACGACGUACCAUCCCCUGAGGAAUGGAAAAUUGUUGAAGGUGUUUGCAAAAUUGUAGACAGCAUAUAUGAAGUGUCAAAUGCAUUAUUCCAAACCAAACAUCUAACUGCCAAUGUUUAUCUUUAUCACCUUCAUGAGCUCCGCGAAAUCCUAUCCCAAAUGUCCUCAGAAUCAGAAGGUUUCAUUGCAACAAUAGUUCAGGACAUGAUGAAAAAGUUUGACAAGUAUUGGGAUGACAUGUUCUUGCUGUUGGCAAUAUGUGCAGUUCUGGAUCCUCGAUUUAAGAUGAAAUAUGUAGAAUUUAUUUGUUCAAAAGUUAAGGGUGGGGAUGGAAGCUCACAAGUAGCAGCUGUUUUGGGGGCCUUUAACAAAUUGUUUGAUGACUAUGUGAUCCGUUUUCCUGAAAAAGAGAACUUCAUUAGCGAAUCAUCUUCUUCUGAUUCAGAUUCAGAAGAGGAGUCUCCUCCCAGACAGGAAAAUCAUACUUUUGGUGUGCUGCAAGCCUACCAGAAAUUCAUCCAAUUGGAUAAUCAGCCUACAAAAAAAUCAGAUUUGGAAUACUAUUUGGAAGAACCUGUUUUACCUUGGAGCCAGGAUUUUAAUGCAUUGACGUGGUGGAGAACCGCAGGUGCUAAGUAUCCUAUACUUUCCAGGAUGGCACGUGAUCUUUUGGCUAUUCCGGUUUCUCUUGCAACCUCAUUUGAUGCAUUCUAUACUGAACCAAGGCCAGUUGAUGAAAGUUUAGUUUGCUUGAAGCCAGACUUGAUGAAUGCCUUAAUCUGUACUCGGAGCUGGCAUGGGAGGUUCUUCUGA